Messenger RNA from Austrofundulus limnaeus, 2924 nucleotides. RefSeq lists its product as uncharacterized. The record is from RefSeq and is a predicted model, not a curated record. NCBI's taxonomy places the organism in Eukaryota, Metazoa, Chordata, Actinopteri, Cyprinodontiformes, Rivulidae.
AGCCCCCACGCUCUGACAGGAAGCUGAAGGAGCGAAUAUCAGAGCUUCAGGAGAGGAGGCGGAGCCUGCAGACCCAGCUGAGUACACGACUGGCUGAGCUUAGGCGCAUCUGUCUGCAGGAAGCUGAGCUGACAGGUGCAGUGCCCAGUGACUUUCCCCUGGAGGUGGGCGAGAAGCCCCCAUGUGUUCGGAGACGAGGUGGAGUGUCCUGCUCAGGGAACAGGAAGUGUCGAGUGGAGGAGGAUGAUGGUCAGCGUUUUAAACCAAAGAAAACUUUAUUCAGUGGAGCUCUGAGGAAACACAGCGACUCUGAACACAAUACACACACUCAAACACACACACACCACGGCAAGAGGACCGUGCACAGAGGCUGCCACACAGGUCCAAACAUUGUGAGACUCUUCAGACCAACCCCAGACCCCAGUGUCAGCUGCAGCACCAGCAGUCCCAACCAAGCAGCCAGCCAACCCCAUCGCAGCACCAGCUGAUCUACAAUGGUUGCUCUGCCCAGCCACCCUCAGUAGCCCCGCCCACUUACCUUAGUCACCAAGGCAACCAGCGAAGAGUCACUGUCACCCGCACAAAGUCCUGCGGUCCAUUCCUACUUAUGCAGCAGAGCCAGUCCGACGCCCACCAUCAACCUCCACCCACCAUUCAACCAGACCCCCACCCCCACCUUUUGCCCCCACGGCCAGCCCAGCUGCCCCCCCACCAGGACUCCCAGCUACAGGAAGCCACCAGGAGCCUUCACAAGGCCCUGGCUUUAGAAGGUCUGAGGGACUGGUACCUCAGGAACACCCUAGGCUCCCCACACCAGAACCAGGUUAAUGGAAAGGUCACCACAGAGGUCAACACCAAACUGAACCCUGGAGUCAAAGGUCAGGUCACAGGGUGUAGAGCUCUGCAUCGAAGACCAACAACUCACAGCGUCGUCCAGCAGUCGACCAAUCAGCGAGAGGCCGGCCAUCUCUAUGCAGUGCCACAUCACAAACAGAUGCUGCCACAUUCUGCCACGUUCCACGGACACCCGCUGCACGGCAGGCCUGUGGAGAACUCAUUCUGCCAAGAGUCGUUUGGCUCCCAGAAACAGGAAGUCCAUCCCAGAGACCCACCAGUGAAUCAGAUGUCCCCAGGGACUCUAGUCUGACCUCCUGACCAAUCAAGACUUUGAGACUCCGGUCUGACUCACGAACCAAUUCCAACAUUGGUCCUAAUUGGUCCUAGUCAUAUUUAACCAGCAACUUACCAACCAAUAAGGACCAGCAAACCAGCCAACUCCAGGGACUCUUGUCUGACUCACCAACCAAUCAGGACCCUGAAAACCAAAGGCACAGAUCAGUCCCAGACUGGUUUCCUAGUCUUGGUGUUCAGGCUGUAAUAAGAAAGAGUUUGUGGUCCUGGUGGAUCGUAUUUCCAGUUGUUACCUUCAGAUGAUGAUGAUGAUGAUGAUGAUGAUCCUGUUGUGGUUUAGAGAGCUGCUGGCACCCAAACUAGCCCCACCCCUUUCUUACAGCCCACUGAUUGAACCACUUGUUAGAAAGAUGGGAGCAAUCAGGUAUCAGACUCAGCGAGACAGACAUACCACCCCCCCCACCCUCAAAACUUUCUGCACCUUAAGAAGGUCUGACCAACCCCUGUAGGUACCUUUACAUGAGAUUAUCAUGUUCUUUGUUGGAGUUAGAGGUUGUCUCUGAGGUGAUGCRAGAUGUCAGAGACUCAUUCAACCUAAAUCCAAACGCUACUAACCAAUCAGAACACCAGAUGUUGUUUCUUACCCUUUAAGGUCAAACAGUGAAGUUAAAAAGAGCUAAAGAUCAAACUUAAGUUUGAGACAGAAAUCUGCUGAUAGACAUUGAGAAGUUCUUUACAGGUUCUUCAGAUUGUCUCAGUGAUGUGGACUCAAACAAGAACUUCAUGGAUCCAUCAGACAUUAAGACCUGCAUCCCAGAAAUAUGAUGACAUCAUUUUUUGUCUGUGGCCCACUGAUUCCUUACAGGCUGCAGGUCUUUAAAGCACCUGCUUUUAUUUUCUGUCCACACCAAGUUCUUUCAGAACCACAGCUGGACUGAUAGUAGUUCUGGAUCUUCGUCUACGUCUUCAUCUUAAGCCUAAAAACAGACUKUGCUCAGACAAUCACUCUCCUCUUCCCAAGGUGGAAGGUGAACCUCCCAGAGGAUAAUGACAAGGAUCCCCUGAUGUCACCAGCUACUCAGUGACAUCACCUGCCCUAUUAAUGACAUCACCUGCCCUGCUCAGUGACAUCACCUGCCCUGCUCAGUGACAUCACCAGCCCUAUUAAUGACAUCACCAGCCCUAUUAAUGACAUCACCUGCCCUAUUAAUGACAUCACCUGCCCUGCUCAGUGACAUCACCUGCCCUGCUCAGUGACAUCACCAGCCCUAUUAAUGACAUCACCAGCCCUAUUAAUGACAUCACCAGCCCUAUUAAUGACAUCACCUGCCCUGCUCAGUGACAUCACCAGCCCUAUUAAUGACAUCACCAGCCAUAUUCAAUGACAUCACCAGCCCAGUGUAGCCUCUUUACACUGAUCAAGUUCUAUGACCAUUGUAUGUUAAUUAAUAGGUUAAGUGACCUGUUAAUUGAUCGGGUCAUGUGAUCUGUUAAUUGAUCGGGUCAGGAGACCUGUUAAUUGAUUCGGUCAGGAGACCUGUUAAUUGAUUGGGUCAGGUGACCUGUUAAUUGAUUGGGUCAUGUGACCUGUUAAUUGAUUGGGUCAUGUGACCUGUUAAUUGAGCGGGUCAUGUGACCUGUUAAUUUGCUUUUCAAUUCUGUUACAGACAAACCUGAACCACCGUUUUUAUCAGAUCCAGACCCAAAUCAGUUACAGAUUCUGACCAUGGCUCAGAUCAAGGUCCAAAUUCAGGACUAAAUAAAGGUCCAGGUUCAGUUCUGGAUCCAAGCAA